Molecule: messenger RNA, 2032 nt
Organism: Salvelinus sp. IW2-2015
Lineage: Eukaryota; Metazoa; Chordata; Actinopteri; Salmoniformes; Salmonidae
Product: histone-lysine N-methyltransferase ASH1L
Biological process (GO): regulation of DNA-templated transcription
Cellular component (GO): nucleoplasm
Molecular function (GO): histone H3K4 methyltransferase activity
Source: RefSeq, a predicted model, not a curated record
ACCCACACUAUGACCUGAGCAGGAGGCAACUGAAGUGGCUGAGAACCGGUCAAAGUUUUGGGGCUAAGAGAGGGCCUGGACGACCCAGGAAGAAACCUCUAGCCUCCCCUUUGGUCUCCCCCUUCCUCUGUCCUACAAGCCAACCAAACCCUCCAACUGAGACAGACGUCCAGRACAGAGACAGAAACAGAGGGGGAGGAGAUUCAGUACAAGAGGUGAUUGAAGCUGUGAUUCAGAGCCAGAGGAGGAGAAGACGGAAGAGGAGGCGCAUUGAGAAAGAGGAGGUCGAGCAUCCAUCCUGUCUCCAAAGUUCUGGUGAAGGUGAGCCAGUCACCCACACCCCCUCCAUAUGCACAGGCCAAUCAGAGCUAACCCAAACUCCAUCCCUAACCCCGGCCAGCCAAUCAGAUAAGGGAGCUGACCAGUUGCCUAGGAAGAGGUUUCAGAGGGCGGGACUCUACUCAGAUGACUACAAAACUACAGAUCCCUCCUCUCAGAACCAGCUGAACAGAGAGAGACUGGAAUAUAYACCAGGAGAACAAGACUACAGCCUCCUGCCUGCUCCCAUACAUGUUGGGAAGUACCUAAGAAUGAGACGUAUUGACUUUCAGUUGCCCUUUGACGUCAUGUGGCUCUUCAGGCACAACCAGCUCCACAAAGAGCCAGAUGUUCCUCUGACCAGAGAGAUCUCAUCCUACCAACCAAAAGAGAAGAGCCUGUCCAGUCACCAGACAGGGGUGUCCCUCCCUCCCUCUCCCCAAGAGGAGUGUUCCAGUCACCAGACAGGGGUGUCCCUCCCUCCCUCUUCCCAGGAGGAGGGUUCCAGUCACCAGACAGGGGUGUCCCUCCCUCCCUCUCCCCAGGAGGAGGGUUCCAGUCACCAGACAGGGGUGUCCCUCCCUCCCUCUCCCCAGGAGGAGGGUUCCAGUCCCAGUAGGAAGCUGUUUCCCUACCUGGACAUGGAGCCUAUGACCACCAGUGACGGGGUGUUCGUCCUGAAGCACCACGUGUUCCUUUUGAGGAACUGGGAGAGGGUCAGAGACAGACAGAUACGCCUGAGGAGGGGGAGAGAGGAGGAACGAGAGAAAGAUGGAGGAGGAGUUUCCAGCUAUGUAGCUACUGGGGACAACAACAGCCACAUCAUGUCAGGUCGACAAAUGGCGGGGAAGAAGAAGGUUGUGUGGACUAGUGAGCCCCUUCGUGAUCCCCAGUGCCCCCAUAACCCCCUCAGCACCACGCCCCAUCUCACUGAGAACAGACAAGAGGAGAAGAAACAGGUGGAGGAGGAGGGCUGGAGGGAGGUCCGGAAGGAGCGACUGAACAACAUACUCUUGAAGCUGCGGCAGACAUGAUUGGUGAGAGAGGACAAGGAAGGAAGGAGGGGGGAAAUCUCAGCUCAGUCUCUCUUCUUCUUCCAAGUAGCUCAGUUCAGCUAACUUUGCACUAGUGUUGGGGGGAAAAGCUUCCCUGAAAUGAUUUGUUAUAAAGAUGAUUUUGGGCUUUGUUUCUGAGAGGAAUGAGGGUGUUGUUGUUUACUGUACCAUUGAGAAUGAUUGAGAAUGAUUGACAGACGGUCAGCAGACCAGUGACAGUCUGAUUUAAUAGUCAGAGAGGGCGGAAGGGAUGGAUGGAGACCAUAGAGUCUUAAGGCUGGAUUAAAUUCGUAUUGUGGAAGAUCCGCGUUAUAGCUCGAUUUAAAUGUAAAGGAAAUGUUCCCGUGUUCUCGCUGACUACAUUCACGGUAAACGCUGCAUGUCGACUCAAACUGAAAUUACCAUGACAAUAUCAUUUUUUAAAAUUUUACCCCUUUUUUGUGAUAUCCAAUUGCGAUCCAAUUACGAUCUUGUCUCAUCGCUGUAACUACCCAAUGGGCUCGGACAGAUGAAGGUCGAGUCACGCGUCCUCCAAAGCGUGACCCAAGCCGCACUUCUUAACACCUGCUUGCUUAACCCGGAAUGUGUCGGAGGAAACACCGGCCAACUGACGACUGUCAGCUUGCAGGUGCCUGGCCUGCCACAAGGAGUCGCUAGAG